Molecule: messenger RNA, 1462 nt
Organism: Plectropomus leopardus (leopard coralgrouper)
Lineage: Eukaryota; Metazoa; Chordata; Actinopteri; Perciformes; Serranidae
Gene: igbp1
Product: immunoglobulin (CD79A) binding protein 1
Biological process (GO): regulation of dephosphorylation; regulation of signal transduction
Cellular component (GO): cytosol
Molecular function (GO): protein phosphatase 2A binding
Source: RefSeq, a predicted model, not a curated record
UAUGACAAGAUGGCGGAAUGUGAAAACAUCAACGAUGUCUCAGACGCAGGACCUCCCAAAUUAUCCGAGCUGAUGGAUCGUGGCUGGAAGAUAUUUGAGGAUGUAGACAGCACGAGCGAGCCGCUGGGCUCUAACGCUGUCCAGGUGAAGGUGAGGCGCGGUAUCAGCGCGCUGGAAGAAGCCUCCAGAAUGGUGGCUCAGCUCGAGCUGUUCAGCCGCAAUGAGGAGCUGGAGGAGGUGGCCACGGCGGACCUCCGCUACCUGCUGCUGCCCGCCCUGCUGGGAGCCCUCACCAUGAAGCAGAGCGGUCGGGACAAACGGCUGGAGAUAGUGCAGACAGCCCGGGCUUACUUUGUGGAUUAUCUGAAGAGAUGUAAAGAGUAUAACGUGUCACAAUUUGAACUGCCAAAAGUGACGAGUGACAGCAGUCCCGAUGAAGCAUCAGAAAAUGGACUCUGCUCAGCCAGGGCUGCCCCCUGUCCCUCAGACCUGGUCUCCAUGGCAGCACAGAGACAAGCAAAGAUUGAGCGGUACCGGCAGAAGAAGGAGCUGGAGGCCAGACUGUCAGACAUACAGAGAGCUGUGGACAGCGGACAGGCUGACGAUGAAAUCAUCAGAGAUUAUUACCUCCUGAAUGUGCGGAGAUGGGUCACUGUGUGUCUGGAGGAAAUUGAGAGCAUCAACCAGGAGGUGGAGAUCCUUAAGAGAAUGGACGGUCUGAAGCAAGGUGCCGCCAAGCAGCCAGCUCAGCCAGCCCGGCCUCCCAUGAAACCCUUCAUUCUCACCAAGGACGCUGUACAGGCUCAGGUGUUCGGGGCGGGAUACCCCAGCCUCCCCACCAUGACCGUAGAUGACUGGUAUGAGCAGCACAGGAAGCACGGAGCCCUCCCUGACCAGGGGAUACCCAGCAGGGUCUCUGCAGAGGACACUGAUGCAAAUGAGAGGGAGGAAGAAGAGAAAGAGAGAAAGGCUGAAAACGAUGAUGAGGAGUCUUUGCUGAAAGCCAGAAACUGGGAUGACUGGAAAGACACUCAUCGCAGAGGUUAUGGGAACCGCCAGAACAUGGGCUAACUGAUCCCCACACCGUGUGUCCCCAGACAGAUUGAACUCUGUCCUCAUUUCUAUUCUAAUCAGCCCAGGACCUUCUUCAAGAUCCUGAUUCACCAGACUGUUGGUUUGAGAAGGUUACCAAACCAGAAACACACCACAGCAUUGCCAAACACCCUUUCGGGCUCAUGGACCCUCAAGGUGAUUCACUGAUGUUCUAUUUUCUGUUGUCAGUUAACAAGGUGAGAUUCAACAGUCUGUGUGGUGUUUUUCAGUGAAUCUGAGUAAAAAUCUACAAUUGAUGUGGACUGAAUGGAGCCCAGCUGUAAUGCCAAUGCUUCUGCUGUGUUGUGUGUAUUCCUCUAACACUGUCAAUGCAAAUAAAGAGUCUCAACAAACCAUGGUGUUUACACAA